Messenger RNA from Fusarium mangiferae, 1437 nucleotides. RefSeq lists its product as uncharacterized. The record is from RefSeq and is a predicted model, not a curated record. The coding region runs from base 1 to 1437 and encodes 478 amino acids. Gene Ontology annotation, molecular function: GTPase activator activity. The transcript has 5 exons. Gene Ontology annotation, biological process: COPI coating of Golgi vesicle. Lineage: Eukaryota; Fungi; Ascomycota; Sordariomycetes; Hypocreales; Nectriaceae.
AUGAGCGCCCUUGCUUCAAAGCAGCAGUCGCUCAAGAUCUUUGAGAAGUUAAAGACCAAGCCUGCGAACAAGAUCUGCUUCGACUGCGGCCAAAAGAACCCAACAUGGACAUCCGUCCCCUUUGGCAUCUACCUCUGCCUUGAUUGCUCCUCCAACCACCGAAACCUUGGUGUCCAUAUCUCAUUUGUGCGAUCAACGAACCUCGAUCAGUGGCAAUGGGACCAGCUCCGAGUUAUGAAGGUUGGCGGCAACGAGUCUGCCACCAAGUUCUUCCAGCAGAAUGGCGGCACUGCGGCGCUCAACAGUAAGGAUCCUAAGACGAAAUACCAGUCCAAUGCCGCCACCAAGUACAAGGAUGAGCUCAAGCGCCGUGCUGCGCGAGAUGCCCAGGACUACCCCAACGAGGUUGUGAUUACUGAUGCUACCGACGACGGCGCCGCUACCCCUGCUGGCGAACCUGACGAUGACUUCUUCUCUUCUUGGGACAAGCCUGCCAUCAAGCGACCUACUCCUCCUGUCUCUCGCACCGGAACCCCCCCUGUCGUCGGCCGCACUCCCUCUCCCUUCCUAAACUCCGGUAACGGCAAGGAUAUCGCUCGUACAGCUUCGCCUCUGUCCCGAUCUUCCACUGGCGACAACAAGCCUACCAGCCGAAUCACUACUUCCGCCGCUCUACGCAAGACGACCACUUCCACCGGUCCCCGAAAAGCCAACGUUCUCGGUGCUAAGAAGACUACCAAGCUGGGCGCAAAGAAGGUCACCAGCGACGUGAUUGACUUUGACGAGGCGGAGCGCAAAGCUAAGGAAGAGGCCGACCGGAUUGCGAAGCUCGGUUAUGAUCCUGAUGCUGAAGAGGAUCCCGCGACCAAGAAUGCCUCUGGAUCUGGUGCCGCUAUCAUCUCUCCCACCCCCGUUAGCCCUAGCCGCGGCACAAGUUCAUCGCAUACUCGCCAGAAGUCUGACGCUGAAGUUGAGCGAUUGGGCAUGGGCAUGGGCCGACUGGGAUUCGGACAGAUUGGUGGUCCCAAGGCUGCUGCUGCCCCCAAGAAGAACGCCGGAGGCUUUGGUUCCGUUGGACCUGUCAAGGCCGCUGCUGUUGACGACUCAGAGCGAUAUGCCCGCGACAAGUUCGGUACGCAGAAGGGUAUCUCAUCUGACGAGUUCUUCGGAAAGGGUGCCUAUGACCCCAACUCUCAGGCUGAGGCCAAGACCCGACUCCAAGGCUUCGAGGGCGCAACUGCCAUUUCAUCAAAUGCCUACUUCGGCCGACCAGAGGAUGAGCCCGAGGAGGAAUACGGCGAUCUCGAGUCUGCUGCCAAGGACUUUGUGCGCAAGUUUGGUAUCACGGCUGGUGACGAUCUUGAGAACCUCACACAAAUGGCUGGCGAAGUGUCUUCACGACUCCAGGGAGCCAUUCGAUCAUACCUUGGGAACUAG